GAAAGUGGGGUAGUUGACUUAAUCAAUCCAUCUCUUUUUACAUAGUCAGCACCUUGUGGGUGCGGCAGCUAUAGUCUGUAUCUUCGAAGUGCUGGCUAUCUUGAUACAUCAAUAGCUUGGUUGACUCGUGUGUUGAGAGUGCUAUUACCAGUCACUUCUUCCAUCUGAAUGGCCCUGCCCCAAGCUAUCAUUGAGCUCAAAAAUUCAUUUCUGCUAUGAUAAGAAUGAUUAACAAUAACAUUUUCACUUAUGAUUUCACUGUGUUUCUCACUAGUAAAUACUGACCUAUGGAUACAGGCAGGACAUCAGCCGCGACAGCUCACAACACCAUAUCCAGAAAUUGGCUCACCAUGCAUCCCUGGAGAUAUUACCAGCCACGCGAUUGGGCAGUAUUGCACCAUCUGCAAAGGAAUGAAGAUGCCCUGGGGCGGUUUCAUGCCAAUUUCCCGAUAUAAUAAAAUGCCAGUCUCCGUGGGGCGAAAAGGCACAAUCUUACAAGCCGUUCAAGUCGAAAAUUCUAAUGAGAUGAGAUUGGUCGCCAUGGCCACAUGGGCAAUUGUGGAAAACAGGUGGAAGGAGGCUGUCAGAAUUAAUCCCACAAUCGAGCAAGUACGGAUAAAAGCUGCUGCCCACGCUAUUGCAGAUAUUUGUUUUACAGCCAUGGCGUCAUCCGAAUCUCCAGACAGAGGCUUAGUGAGAUGGUGGAAUAUAUUGCAUGAAGCUCUAUUGAACCCCGACUGGACAGUAGCCAGAUUCAAAGCACGAUAUCGCAGACCUAAAAUAGUGCCAAAAGCCCCCGGAGUCGAUUCGAAAGCAAACGAUCCAAUCACCUCACCUAUUGCAGAUGACGAUCCAGAGGGGAAAGAUGAUGGCCUUGGAUAUGAUAACACAGACCCCAUAUUGAAGGGUGAAAAGCUUUUGUUCCUUAGUCGCGAUGGAGCCGAUGGGGACGAUGUAGACGAUGACAAUGAUAAUGAAUACGAGGAUGAAGUUGGAAGUUCAAAAACCAAACACGAAAUAUCUCCUUGGCAAUUUGUUCCUGGACAGGAUUUGAAGCCUGCUUGUUUGGCUACACCGGACACGUCAAAGUUUUUCAUGGUGCGUCAGCUUCGCAAGGACCCAAGUGUCACAAACGUCAGGGAGUAUCCACAUAUCGCUGGUUUUGAUUGGAAUGAUAAGCAGGCUAUCCAUUCCUUGAAUAGAGGAAGAAAUCAAUUCAUCCUACGGACCAAUGGGCCAAAGGUGCCGCCUCGAUUAGCAUGGUCGCAAGUUGAGAAGGAUCUUUUGAGACAUCAAGUGAUCAAGGGUCUUCAACAUGGCUACACAAAGCAUAAUAUGCCAUGGGAGCAAGUUGCCCACAACAUCAACGUCGACUUGGAAAAAGUAACACAAAAACAAGGUUCUGCACUUGCAAUACCAAGUAAAUGGAACACUGAGACGCAACGAAUAGAUUACAAAACCAAAAGAUGCUGCGAGAUCAAAAAAGAUAGAACCGGGUCCGAUCGAAAUGCAUCUGGUUGUAUGAACCAGGCUACCAAGUUUGGUGAUAUCGACCUAUUACUUCGAAACAGCAUAGAACAUCCCAGCAAGCGCAAGUCUAUAGACGAAAUGCUCAAGAUAAUUCAGGAUGCCCAUCAAGAUCCUCCCUCAUCUUUCGGGGCUAGCACGACUGCCUGUGCCGCGCGCAAUACUGAAAGGCAAGUAGUGGACAAGGAAGAACGUUCAGGUGUUGAAUCUUCUUCCACACGAAUCGAUAAGAUGCAGGUGGAUAGUGUUGAUGACUCUUCGGAUAAGGAGCCUCUCAUGAAGCGUAGAAAAUCAGAUCAAGCUUACGGCAAGAACCCCUCGGAGAAGAGUCAAUGAAAACAUCAAACCUGUACGACACUUUGCGGCCUUCAUUCGAUGGUCAUCUAGUUUCAUGUUGGAAUUUUCGCUACUCUUUCUGUUAUUCGUCCAGUCCUGAACAUCGCCAAUGACGGGACUGCCACACUAAGGACCUCGGAUCUUGAGCAAAUUCGACACAACAGCUUCCGUCGGAACGAUUUAGGGCUGUAUUCCUUUGGUCGAUAGGAUUGUGCUACUUUGGAAGACUUAAUUUGGUAUGAUAAGAUUGGUCUAAUGAUAAGAUAGUGCAGAUAUGUACAACACUGGGUUUAAUGGUAGUUGAGCGCGAUGGGGUUCUCCAUUGGGGUAUGCUUGAAUUUUCUCGUUGGAACUUGCAGAUGUAUGGUGCAGCAUAUGAGCAGUUGAAUCUCUGUUGUUCAUUGCGAAGGAUCGAUAUUGUAGGUAGUCUACAUUCAGAAAGAAAAUGUGGUUCAGACGGCCUUGAAGUCAAUGUUCGAAUUGAAGUGAACUAGCUCAUG
This is a messenger RNA of Botrytis porri, 2363 nucleotides long. RefSeq lists its product as uncharacterized. Lineage: Eukaryota; Fungi; Ascomycota; Leotiomycetes; Helotiales; Sclerotiniaceae. The record is from RefSeq and is a predicted model, not a curated record. The transcript is spliced from 2 exons. Bases 250 to 1863 code for a protein of 537 amino acids.